AAUGGGUUCCAGAGGGUAUUGAUGCCUGCUCUAGUUACCUACAUCUGGUCGCUUGGGGAACUCUGCAUUAAUGACUAUUGUGGUUUUGGUUACACAAAAGGUGGACGCAAGCGAACUUUCUGGAAUUUGUUCGGUUGGCAACACGGAUCCAAAUGCUCUCUUGGCUUUUUCGCUCAUUCCCAGAUCUGUGCUAGUCUUUCUCGGGACCUGCUUCGUCAUUGCUGGUUUCGCCAGCAUGUGCCGUGAACGUGACAGCUUCAGAAGACGAGGCACCGACACGUCGAAAUUGGACAAACUAAUGUUUAAAAUGGGUCUUUUCUGUUUGCUAUACAUUUUUCCUGCUGUUACGCAAGUGCUUUGCGAUAUAUACGCAUUUAACACGGCCAAACGAUGGUAUCCGACGACAAUCGCAUGCAAAAGAAGUGGUGGCGUCGAAGGAGGACAUUGUCAUCGGCCACAUUUGCCACAGGCUGAGAUCUAUCAUCUGAAUCUGAUGAUGUCGUUGGCUAUGGGAGCAUCUUGUGCAAUGUGGGUACUGUCACCGAAAACGCUGCUCUCUUGGCAUCGUGUGCUUUGCUGCGGAAUGUGUCGCUCUGCUCCUCAGAAGGCUUCGGCUGUCGCUGCAACUCGUCCACUUCUCGAGCCGCCCACUGCUCCUCCACCACAUCCCCCAUCACAUUAUGUGCCGAUGUCGACACAUAGUCAGAAUGCUUGGCGACCUUCAAAAGUAGUCUAAAAACUACUUCUUGGGCGUUAUGCGU
This is a messenger RNA of Cylicocyclus nassatus, 761 nucleotides long. Lineage: Eukaryota; Metazoa; Nematoda; Chromadorea; Rhabditida; Strongylidae. The record is from the annotation of a GenBank genome assembly.